AAGAGGGUGGCUGACAGGCUGGCCAAAAAACAGGGUCAAACACCCGACCGGAAGCCAUGGCAACGCGGCCAGGACACGGGACUUGGGGCGGGUGUGGUUUUGGCUUUGUUUACAAGCAGUCCAGGCCCAAAGUGUCAGGAUUCGAUAGAGCGAAUCUGGCAGAAUGAGCACGCGAAAUGUUAUGAUCACAGACUUGGAUCAACCUGAUCCGGAGCCGCAGCAGCAGCAACAACCGAAGAAACACCGGAAGGUCCUCCAGACGCUGUCGGGCAACUUUAGUCGUCGCUCACGUAGUGUGGAGGUGGAAGUAAAGCAGCGACAUGACAACUUGGGCACUGGCCACAAGGACCGCAGGAAGGAUCGCUCCUUCAACACGCUGCUGCAGGCCAAGGAGCAGCAGUUGGAACAACUGGUUCAGCGAUUGGCCACCCUGCAUCGGUACAACGACCAGUUCGCCAAGGAGAACGACCAACUGCGUCAGGAUAGUAGUCAGCUGGAGCGGCGCUUGGCGGAGGCUGAGCAGAAGGUGGCCAGUUGUGCCCGCUGCCAGCAGCUUGGCCAGCGUCUGGACACCGUUCUCGGACAGAAUCGAACUCUGGCCGGCGACGUGGACAUGUUGAAGACACUCGUCUUCAGGCUGAACGUACAGAUCGAGAGCUACCAGGAUCAGAGGCGCCACGGGGAGGAGGCUUCUUCGAGUGGAGGACCAGCCAAAGUCAAUUCGUCAUCUGCGUCCUGUCCACCAUUACCCACCCACACGUUGGGUCCACUCCUGCAGGCCUACGAUGAAUCACUGAGGGACAAGGAUGCUCUGCUGACUCAAUUCAACACAGAGUUCGAGCACUUUACCGGAGAACUGAAGCGAGCUCUGGAGGAGAACACCAAGCUGCUGCAGUCCCAGGAGCAACUGCGUCGCGAUCUCGGCGGCUGGCGUGAGGAGCGUGUGUGCCUGAUGGCCCAAUUAGGCGUAUGUCGCUCCAAAGCGGAGGCUCAGACCCGCAAGACGGACUUGGCCAAGGAGAAGCUGGUGGAGGUGAUGCACUGCUACGAACAGCGCACUCAGACGCUGCUCCUGGACAUGGACCACCUGCAGGCGGCAUAUGCGCGGACCAAGUCGGAGUUAGCCGCCCUCAAAAGUGCUCCAUCAGCUGUUCCUGCUCCGGUUCCAGCUCCUGUUCCCGCCGAAACGGAUGCAGUGCAUCAGUGCAAAGUUCUGCUCGAGCAGUUAAGGCAGGAGCACGCUAGGGAGCGAUCUUCUCUCCAGGAUCAGCUGCAGGCCACCACCGCACGGGCAGCUUCGUUGGUCCGCAGCACGGAGAAGGCCAAACACAGCAGAGAUCGGCUAAAGGCUCGCCUCAGGAUGGCCCUUCAGUGGGCGCAAAAGCUGGAGGCAGGACAGGCGGAAGUACGUGACACCUACGAGUCGGUACGCCGUCUGGAGGUGCUUGUCCAGCACAAGGAGUCACAACUGCGUGGAUUGCACUCCCGGAACGCCGAGGAACUGGACAAGAUGCGCCAUAAGCUCCAGCAGAAGGACGAAACGAUCCGUGCUCUGCUCAGAGGCAAGAUGGAGCGGAGGCCAGCGGUGGAUUAACAACUAAAAUAUAGCUUUUAACAAUUAAAAAUAUAUAA
This is a messenger RNA of Drosophila subpulchrella, 1632 nucleotides long. It is a transcript of the gene Cep89, whose product is annotated as protein Cep89 homolog. The coding region runs from base 164 to 1594 and encodes 476 amino acids. Gene Ontology annotation, biological process: cilium assembly; mitochondrion organization; chemical synaptic transmission. Lineage: Eukaryota; Metazoa; Arthropoda; Insecta; Diptera; Drosophilidae. The transcript has 3 exons. The record is from RefSeq and is a predicted model, not a curated record. Gene Ontology annotation, cellular component: centriole; ciliary transition fiber.